This is a messenger RNA of Terrapene triunguis (Three-toed box turtle), 2250 nucleotides long. Its product is annotated as myotubularin-related protein 6. Lineage: Eukaryota; Metazoa; Chordata; Testudines; Emydidae. The record is from RefSeq and is a predicted model, not a curated record. Bases 36 to 1904 code for a protein of 622 amino acids. Gene Ontology annotation, biological process: dephosphorylation. Gene Ontology annotation, molecular function: phosphatidylinositol-3,5-bisphosphate phosphatase activity. Gene Ontology annotation, cellular component: nuclear envelope. The transcript has 14 exons.
GGCAGCUGUGAGCGGCGGCGGCGGCGGGAGCUACCAUGGAGCACAUCCGCACCACCAAGGUAGAGCAGGUGAAAUUAAUAGACCGUUUCAGCACCAGCAACAAAUCGUUAAUGGGAACUCUGUACCUUACAGCAACGCAUCUGUUAUUUAUAGACUCUAGCCAGAAGGAGACUUGGAUACUACAUCAUCAUAUCGCUGCAGUGGAGAAACUUGCCUUGACUACUUCAGGCUGCCCUCUUGUGAUCCAGUGCAAGAACUUCAGGGUAGUUCACUUUAUUGUUCCCAGAGAAAGGGAUUGUCAUGACAUUUACAACUCUUUGCUGCAACUGUCAAAACCAGCAAGCUACGAUGAACUGUAUGCCUUCUCUUACAAUCCAAAACAAAAUGAGUCUAAGCGGCUGCAAGGCUGGCAGCUCAUUGACCUAGCAGAAGAAUACAAGCGGAUGGGAGUGCCAAACUCUAACUGGCAGUUGUCCGAUGCUAAUCGUGAUUAUGAGAUUUGUGACUCCUAUCCCAGAGAACUUUAUGUUCCCAGAACUGCAAGCAAGCCCGUAAUCGUUGGUAGCUCCAAAUUUAGAAGCAAAGGAAGAUUCCCAGUGUUAUCAUAUUAUCACAGAGAUAAAGAGGCUGCUAUUUGCAGAUGCAGUCAACCUCUCUCAGGUUUCAGUGCCAGGUGUCUGGAGGAUGAAAAUAUGCUGCAUGCGAUCAGUAUAGCCAACCCUGCUCAUCACUAUAUGUAUGUCAUGGACACUCGACCUAAGCUUAAUGCAAUGGCAAACAGAGCAGCAGGUAAAGGCUAUGAAAAUGAAGACAACUAUGCUAACAUUAGAUUCCAGUUUGUUGGAAUUGAAAACAUUCACGUAAUGAGAUCCAGCCUGCAGAAACUUUUAGAAGUCAGUGGUACAAAAGCUUUGUCUGUCAACAGUUUCUUGUCUGGUUUGGAGAACUCUGGCUGGCUGCGUCAUAUCAAAGCUGUAUUGGAUGCUGCUAUCUUCUUAGCCAAAGCAGUAGCAGUUGAAAAUGCGACUGUGCUAGUUCAUUGCUCUGAUGGCUGGGACAGGACUUCCCAAGUUUGUUCCCUUGGAUCUCUCUUGUUGGAUGCGCAUUAUAGAACAAUCAGAGGCUUCAUGGUUUUGAUAGAGAAGGACUGGAUCUCUUUUGGACACAAAUUUUCUGACAGAUGUGGUCAAUUGGAUGGUGACCCAAAGGAAAUCUCUCCAGUGUUCACUCAGUUUUUAGAAGGUGUGUGGCAUCUCACAGAGCAGUUUCCACAAGCCUUUGAAUACAAUGAAGCUUUUCUCCUUCAGAUCCAUGAACACGUCCAUUCAUGCCAAUUUGGAAACUUCCUUGGAAACUGCCAAAAAGAACGAGAAGAACUAAAAUUGAAAGAGAAAACUUAUUCCUUUUGGCCAUUCCUUCUGGAUGAACAAAAGAAGUAUCUUAAUCCUCUAUACAAUCAAGAUUUUUCUCAGAAACUUGUCCUCUUGGAGCCUAACACAGCGUCCUUCAAUUUUAAGUUUUGGAGAAAUAUGUACCAUCAGUUUGACCGAACUAUGCACCCCAGGCAAUCUGUAUUUAAUCUCAUCAUGACCAUGAGUGAACAAAAUAAACAACUGGAGAAAGACUUUAAAGAACUGGAAGCUAAAAUGAAACAAAGAAACAGGCAACCAGAAGAACUCCUCACUAAGGAACCAUUGCAGUCUGUCCAUCCUGCUUCACCAGCACUUAAAACUUCUCCAAGCUUUAAGAAGGAGCAGCCUCUGUUACCGAUGAAUGACUCCAUUCGGACUAUAGAGGGCAGCAACACAGCAGACAAUCGCUACAGUGAAUACAUGGAGGAGUUGUCAAAAGCUGAGCCUGCUGUUGUCAGCUUGGAGUAUGGAGUGGCAAGGAUGACCUGUUAGUGAAACAUUGAACAGUGCUUCUUUUUUCUAGACUGACUGAAAUACAAGACAGAUUAUUGUGAGGAUGGUCUAUUGCUGCAUGACCAAAAUCUGAUUUGUAUAAUAGUGAGCUUUGUUACUGUAGAAUAGAACAGCAUGCUAAUUGUUAACGAAAGUGUUUGCUGUUCUCUUGAGAAAUAAUUGAAUUUAGCUGUAUUUAAGAAAAAAAACGUUGGGGCAUUUAAUGAUCCUUAGUGACUUAACCAAUUAAGGAGUGGUCUGUUUUGGAUUUAACAAGUCACAGUUUGCUCUGGAGUGAGUAAAACAGUGACAUUACUUUAAGAUGUGUGCAUGGCAGCCAAACACA